GUUUUUAUUUCCUGUUUUUAGGGUUCAGAACUUUUUCAUUCUUUCUCUCCUCUGUCCUUUGUUGUUCCUUCUUAACUUCUUGUCUUCUAUAAAGAAGUUCAUUAUGUCUGGGAGAAACUCUCCAUCUCGACCUCCAAGACGUGCUGAUAAGAGACCGAUGAGAACUCCGAGUACUAGUCGUUCUUCCGACAUGUUUGAUGCCGCUUUCUUGGAGAUGGUGAAGACUAAGUAUCGUUUUUAGAGAUUUCAAGUCACUUUUGCCAGUGCGGAGGGUCAGGCAGGCGUCUUGAAAAAAAACUCUUCGAGGAUAACCCUUGCGUCCCAACGAGAUCAUCGUGGCGGCGGGUCAGCUCUAUACUGGGCUUCGCCUUCCUCUGUAUUUCCCACUAGAUUCCUUUCAGUACGAGGUACUUUGUAUGCUUAGUCCCCAGCGAGGUAUAUUUCAACCCAAUGGUAACUUUUAUAGGAUCGCACGAGAAUGUUCUCGGCGAAGUCAAAGCAAAGUUACUGAGCACGAGAUGAACGAGUUCGUUCCUUCUCAGAAGGAUUUGUAUACACCUGCGACCUUCCUGGAGAACUAUUGGUGUCAACAGUCCGAUAUGUUUGACGGCUUUGGAGUUGGGAUUUCUAGAUCUCAGCGUCCUCUCCGAGGUCCCCCUCCCAUGACCGAUUUGGAUCCUCCCUAUCAUAGAAAUUUUACACUUCACAAGACUCAUGAGCCCAAGUGGUUUUUAGUUCCUCUCCGCAUUGUGGGGCCUUACAUUUUUGGCUGGGAUGAGACUGGCGAUGUUCUUCUUGGGAUUCCCGAGAUGCAUAAUCAUCUUCCACCUUACAAUCCAUGGGAUCUUAAAUGGGUCCCUCCUCGAAGGCGUUCAUCACAAACUUCUCGAGCUAUUGAGGAUUCUAAGAGGAGGAGGGUUGCUGAUGGUUCUGGGCCAUCUAAUGCUCCUUUGGAGGUUGAAGAACAUGCUAUGGAAGUUGAUAUUGGUGCAUUGUUUGAUGUAGGUGCUCGGGUUGGGGGUGGUGUUGGUGAUAUUGUUCAUGUGGUUUCAAGUGGUGGUGGUGUUGGUACUGGCGUACCAAGUACUUUUGCUGGUGGCUUUCCGUCUGCUCCAGCGGCUCCUUCUAGUUCGUCUUCCACUGUUUUUGGUGGAGGAUCAGAGGCGAGGAAAAUGCUAUGCUCGGAUCAGUAUGCUCGGCUGAGUGAGGACGAGCAGGCUCGUAUCUUAACUUCUUUGCCGAAGUCCGCUCAGCAUCAGCUUGUGCAUGAGAGCAACAAUCUGAGGCUUGGUAUGCUGUCUGAGACUCGUGUUUCCAGGAAGAGAGCCAAAGCUGUAGAGCACGAGAACCAUAAUUUGCGUCUCAUCGUGGAAAUGGCUAAGCAGGAGGCCUUGUCCUUUCUCCAGGAUAAGAAAGAGUUGGAAGAGGCCCUUACGCGUAAUGCAUAGUUGGAGAGGCAGUUGAAAGAAGUGAAGGAAGCAAGGAAAAGUAUUGAUGAAGAUCUCAAUGAAUUGGUGAGUAACCAUGAGGAAGAGAUGGAGUCUGAACGUGCUGAUAAGAAUAAGAACAUGAACAAUCUUCAUGCUGAGUACAAGGUUAUGAUGACAAAUGCAUGCAAGGCUGCCAUCCUUCGUGAGUGCCAAAGAGUUGCUGCGGUUGCUGCUUCCAAUAUUGUGAUUCCGCCUCCGCCUGUUGAGACUGAGUCCGAGCUAGUUUAUCCUGAUACUGCCGAGGGCGACGAUCAUAUGGACACUGAUCAAGGUGUUCCUGGUGAUGGGAAGGCUUAAGUUCUUCAGUUCUCUUGCCCGUAUAGGCCUUGCUUUUUUAAGAACUUCUUAUUUUCUUCUCUUUGUGUUUACACCCUUUGCUGUUUUUGAGGUGAUGUUUAGAAAAACAUUGUUUGGUACGUCAUCGUGCUACUUGCGAGGUAAUGUUUUAAUUGGAUUGAUUAGUCAGUAUGCUAACCAAGUUCUCUUAUGUGUUGGAGGCAUUAUUUUUCUACUCAUAUUUUGAUAAGUCCUCAUAUGUGUGGGAGGAAAUGGUACUUUCUUUUGAAACCGUUGUUUAUAUGGAUGAUAGUUUC
Papaver somniferum (opium poppy) is the source of this 2083-nucleotide messenger RNA. RefSeq lists its product as uncharacterized. NCBI's taxonomy places the organism in Eukaryota, Viridiplantae, Streptophyta, Magnoliopsida, Ranunculales, Papaveraceae. The transcript has 6 exons. The record is from RefSeq and is a predicted model, not a curated record. The coding region runs from base 417 to 1448 and encodes 343 amino acids.